AUGGCAGCAUCGGUGGAGGAUGUUGUGGCUAGUGUACUGGAGAGUAUUCGCGAUCAAAAUCUGGACGGUGAUGAGGCGAAGGCAUCGAGGAUAAAAGAAGAGGCAAACCAGUUUUUUAAAGAUCAAGCAUAUGAUGUUGCCAUCGAGUUGUAUACUAUGGCCAUAGAACGUCACCCAACAGCUGUCUUAUACGGGAAUAGGUGGGUUAUGGCAUAUCUGAAGAAAGAGCUGUACGGUAGUGCCCUUGAAGAUGCAAAUAAUGCCAUAAGCCUUGACCCUUCGUAUGCCAAGGGCUAUUAUCGCCGAGCAACAGCCAACAUGGCACUAGCGCGGUUCAAAAAAGCCUUAGCAGAUUAUGCCACAGUGGUUCGAGCUCAACCGAGUGAUGCCGAUGCGAAACGAAAGUAUGACGAGUGUCAGAAGAUCGUGCGAAGAAUCGCGUUUGAACGGGCUAUCUCUGUUGACCACGAUAGGAAAAGCAUAUCUGAAUCAAUCGACUUGUCCACAAUGAUUGUCGAGGAGAACUAUGAUGGCCCUCAUUUGGAUGAAGUUAUUAGUGUGGAAUUCGUUAAUGAAUUGAUUGCUACUUUUAAGAAGCAAGGGAAAUUGCACAAGAAAUACGCUUUCAAGAUUCUGUUAGAUAUAUAUGCGUAUUUCAAAGAGCAGCCAACAUUGGUUGAAGUCGAAGUGCCUUCUAAGCAACGUUUCACAAUUUGUGGUGACAUACACGGCCAAUUUUAUGAUCUCUGCAAUAUUUUUGAUAUUAAUGGAUUGCCUUCCGAGACCAAUCCAUACUUAUUUAAUGGCGACUUCGUUGACCGUGGUUCCUUCAGUGUGGAGACUAUUUUUACUAUGUUUAGCUACAAAUUACUCUAUCCUAAUCAUUUCUUUUUAUCUCGUGGGAAUCACGAAAGUGACGUCAUGAACAAGAUGUAUGGAUUCGAAGGAGAAGUGAAGAAGAAGUAUACUUCUCAAAUGGCUGACUUCUUUACGGAGAUUUUUUGCCAGCUUCCAUUGUGUCAUCUCAUAAAUAGGAAGAUUUUUGUUUGUCAUGGUGGUUUGUUCAAAGAGGACGGUGUGACUCUGGACGACAUUCGAAAGACUGAUAGGGUUCGUCAACCUCCUGACGAAGGAAUUAUGUGCGACUUGUUAUGGUCGGAUCCACAAGAACUGCGUGGUCGCGCACCCUCUAAACGGGGAGUUGGCUGUCAGUUUGGUCCAGAUAUCACUGAUGCAUGGAUUGCGAAGAAUGGUGUUCAAUAUGUCGUAAGGAGCCAUGAGGUGAAGCCGGAAGGUUAUGAGGUACAUCACGGCGGGAAGUGUAUAACGGUGUUCUCCGCUCCGAAUUAUUGUGAUCAAAUGGGCAAUAAAGGAGCUUUUAUCACAAUCACCGGAGAUAAUCUGACACCGAAGUUCACCAGUUUCGGAGCUGUUCCACAUCCGAUGAUACCGCCAAUGGUCUAUGCGAACAGUUUAUUUGGAUUUUCCUAA
Messenger RNA from Angiostrongylus costaricensis, 1491 nucleotides. NCBI's taxonomy places the organism in Eukaryota, Metazoa, Nematoda, Chromadorea, Rhabditida, Metastrongylidae. The record is from the annotation of a GenBank genome assembly.